Messenger RNA from Peromyscus eremicus (cactus mouse), 2408 nucleotides. RefSeq names its product cysteine and tyrosine rich 1 (gene Cyyr1). NCBI's taxonomy places the organism in Eukaryota, Metazoa, Chordata, Mammalia, Rodentia, Cricetidae. The coding region runs from base 303 to 803 and encodes 166 amino acids. The transcript is spliced from 4 exons. The record is from RefSeq and is a predicted model, not a curated record.
CGCCAAAGAAGCUGCCUCUUGUUUGACAGAGCCAGCACCUUUGGGCGGGACAAAGAGCCCCUGCGGCAGCACAGCCAGGCAAGGACCACCGGCGCCCAGCUCUCCGAAGCCAGCUUCCUGAGGGCUCCGGCUGGGGUCAUGGCCAGGACUGCUCUGGACGCUGCUCUCGGGAGCACAUCCCUGUCCACCUGACCACCCUGUAUCCUCCGCAUCCCUGCUGGGUUUCCUGGCUGUCCCUUGAUCCCACCCUCUACCAGGUCCACCCGUCUGUCCUACAGAGCUGCUUGGGGCCACCGGCUUGGAUGGACGCGCUGAGGCUGCCCCGGCAUCCAGGGGUCUUGCUUCCGAAGUUGGUCCUGCUCUUUGUCUACACAGAGAAUUGCCUUGCUCAGUGUGGCAAAGAGUGCAGAUCUUACUGCUGUGAUGGAAGUGCACCCUACUGCUGCUCCUACUAUGCCUACAUUGGGAACAUUCUCUCGGGCACCGCGAUUGCCGGCAUCGUGUUUGGAAUCGUGUUCAUCAUGGGGGUCAUUGCAGGAAUCGCCAUAUGUGUCUGCAUGUGCGUGAAGAAUAACCGGGGGACCCGGGUCGGUGUCCUCAGAACGACCCACAUCAAUGCCAUCUCCUCUUAUCCUAUGACACCACCACCCUACACUUAUGACCACGAGAUGGAAUAUUGUGCAGACUUGCCUCCACCGUACUCUCCAACCCCACAAGCUUCAGCCCAGCGCUCCCCACCCCCUCCUUAUCCUGGAAAUUCAAGGAAACAUUCCUCCUCCCACAACAGAAUAUGUGCCAAUUAGCAAUUUUAUCCAGAACAAAUGCCUUAAUUUAGAAACAUGCAAAAAAAUGAUUGUCUACUGGUUAAGGACGGAUAACAGCUCAGGCAGAAUGUCCAUGUGGAGACCAAGAUUCCUACCCUGCUCGAAGCUGACCUUAGAUGGAGAAUUAUGCUUGGUUCUCUGAAGUUACAUAGUAAGGGAUCUACUGAUCCACUCAAGCACAGUCAGAUUAAAGCAAUCCACUUGACAGGCCAUCUGAUGUUGAUGCUGCUUUAGGAAAUUUCAAUAUUGUACCUGGAAUAAAGAAGAACAGAGGAUAGUCUGGUCUACAUCAGGAAAUAGAUGUGUUCCAUAUAGCUUUAGGAGAACUAGAUUGUUCAUUAUUUCGUUUGUCCGCAAAUAUGUAUUCGGUGCCUUAGAAUCUAUUCUGUGCCUGGCACCAUUGGAGGUAAUGGAUGGAAGGAACCAGAAGGGAACUUUGGUUUGCGCACAGGCAUACCUCAUCUUGUUGCACUUUGUCCUUUUGCAUUUUUUCAAGUGUUGUGUUUUGUUUUUGUUUUUGUUUUUGUUUUAUAACAUGAAGGUUUGUGGUAACCUUGCACCAAACAGUAUCACUCACCUAGCAGUAGGAACUCACUUCUUAUCUUUGUAUCACAUUUUGGUAAUUCUCACAAAAUUUCACAUGUUUUCAUUGUUGUUAUUACUGUGUCUGCUGUGGCGAUCUGUGAGCAGUUACAGUUGAUACUGUUACAGUAGUCUUCUAUUUUGUUUUGAACUCUGUCCCUAUAAGAUAGUGAGCUUAGUACAUUGAUAAAUACUGUGUGUGCUGUCUGUUACACUGGAAAGCUUCUCCCCCUCCCUUUUCUGGGAACAGUGUUGAAAUUAGGCCAAUUAAUAAGCCAACAAUGACCUCUAACUUUUGAAACUAAAAGAAGAAUAAUACAUCUCUUGCUUUAAACUCAAAGCUGGAAAUAAUUCAUCUUGGUGAGAAAGGCUUGUUCAAAUCUAUGAUAGGCUGAAAGGCUGGCCUUUAUACCAGUUUAUACACUAAUGGGAAUUACUUGAAGGAUUACUAAAAAGAUCUCUCUCCAAGCACAUGAAAAGAAAAGAAAAAGGUGACUCAUUGUUAUAAGGAGGACUCUUUAGUGGUCUGGGUAGCAGAUCAAAGUAGCCAACUUCCUUUAAGUCAUAAAGCUUAACCCAGAGCUAGGACCUAACUGUCUUCAUCCUACAAAGGCUGGCAGAGGUGAAAAUACUGUAAGAGAUUUGAAGGUAGCAGAGAUCAGUUCCUGAAGUUAAGGAAAGGUGCUGCCUCUACAACAUCGAAGUAAAGGCACUGCUGUAUAGGCCUCAGCCUGUUCUCCCAAAGACCUAGUUAGGAUCACAUACAAAGAUGGCUGCAGUAAACCAGAGUCUAGAUGUAAAUGAAAGAUCCUACUGUUCAAUUCAUGCCCUUUACAACUUCCACAGCCAGAGAAAAAAAAGUCAUCCUAACUCCAAAGGCUCAAAAGACAAAGCUCAAAAGUUGUUAGUGUCUACAACAUAAAUGAUGAACUCAAAUGAAGCCAAUAUCCAAUGUUCAUUUACUAGCUAAAACUCCUAGCACUCUUAAGAAUAUACUAAUAU